Molecule: messenger RNA, 1042 nt
Organism: Pocillopora verrucosa
Lineage: Eukaryota; Metazoa; Cnidaria; Anthozoa; Scleractinia; Pocilloporidae
Source: RefSeq, a predicted model, not a curated record
AUGUACUUACCUUUUGCACGUGGACUUCUUAUUCUAGUUAUCGUUCUUGGCCAAGAGGUGUUUGCUCGACCGGCAACAGGUAAACCCAAGCAACUUCUAAAGUCUCAUCCAAGUUUAUACCGACGACAAGAAGUCGUCGCUGUUCCGCCCGUGGCGACAUCAAUACUUGAAGGACCUUACCUUCCUCCUGCAAAUGCAGAAAAUGAGUUGCUUGUUGGACCUACCGGUGUACCAAGUCCUCUGCAUCGCGGCUAUCCGUCGUUUCCUGGACCUCACAUCUCACAUUUGUUUCCCUACGGCUCCUACGCUAGAUUUCGUGGAUUUUACCCUCAUCAGAGCUACUAUCCCAUGAUACCCUGGGGACUUCAUCAUGGUUAUACUCACUGGCCUCAUAUGCAGGCUUCAGGACCAGUUUUCCUAGCAGAUCCAAAUGACGGGAUGUAUCAGGAGCCUGUCACUGGGACUAUGAUUCCCCGACCGAUAAUACCUCCACAGUAUCCAGGAUUCUAUAUGAAUCACGCUGUUGAAAUGUACAGACAUAAUCAUCUUGGACCAAUGUUUCUUGGAGGGCAUGGGGCAAGAAUGUAUCCCGUUGAUGUUACCAACGUGGAAGAUCAAAUUUUAGACAAUUCAGCGAAUUUACACAGCUCCCCAAUUGAGGAUGUCGCUCAUAAAAUGGAAGAGAUUAGAGAGGAAACUGAACUUGAACGACAGAAACUAAUGGAAGCAAUAAAACUAAAAUCUGCGAAGAAGAAAGUACAAAAGCAGUAGCUCGUGGACAUUAAUAAGCGCCUUCAGAUAAAAUAUCAUGUUCAUGAAAACUAUAUGUCAGUGAGUCCUCAACCAAAUAUUCUGGUUCACAAUGAUGGGAGAAACUAGCUUUAGAACUACUCUCGUUAUGGAUAGGCUUCGAGAUUCUUCUUGUUUUUUUCUUUAUUCUUACUUUCUGCGGCCAGCGGCUACUCCUUCUCCUUCUACUUCUCACUGACCUCUAAUUACUUUUUACUGCCUUCUACUGCUGUUAAGUAAAACUCUAAAGAAA